Messenger RNA from Seminavis robusta, 1569 nucleotides. The record is from the annotation of a GenBank genome assembly. Lineage: Eukaryota; Bacillariophyta; Bacillariophyceae; Naviculales; Naviculaceae.
GACCAAGCACUCCGUCCAUUGCGUCCUCCAAACCUGCGAGAACAAUCUAGACCACCAUGGAAACGCCCACAUCAUUGACUUUGGAAGAUGUCCUGGCAUUCGAUUGGUUUCUCGCUGUAGCUGGAUCAUUCCUCUCCUUUGCAGACUUGCAACACCUAAGCUCCACCAGCAAAAAGUGCCGCGGUGGAGUUUUUGCAGGUAUCAAUGCCUGGCCAAGGAAUGGCAAGGAUCUCUUUUGGACUUGUCAGCGAGUGAAACCACCCAAGGUGCUGGUCAUGGGAGUGCAUUGCCGUGCUCAGAGCCCUGCCAGUUCUAUUCUGCAGUUUUCAUUUGGAAAAUUAGCAUUUGACACUAGCAAAGCACAAGUGGUAGAGGCAUGGAGUGAAUUGUAUCGACUACCAGCUCCACUCGAGCCCCCGACUGCUCCUAAACUUUGUGCUGCCGAUGAGAGUGGAUCUAAAAUCUUUCUUUGUGGUGGAGGCUUCUUUGGCUGCGAGGCCGCUCUCCUUGACGUCCAAAGUCGUUCUUGGACCACACUUCCCAACAUGCCAAGCCAUAAACCUAACGCAGGCAGCUGUCGGCUUGGGUCAAGGAUCUACAUCGUUGGCGGUCAAAUAGAUUACGCCAAUCACGGGGCCCUUAGGAUUGACCAGACGGUACAUUGUUUUGACUUGGUAGCGCAGGAAUGGGUGGAUUCGGGCAUUCCAGCGUUCCCUGGUCGUGCAUACAUGCAAUCUGCAGUGAUCGCCAGAGACGACCAUACCAUUGUGGUUGCUGGCGGCCGAAUGCUUUCUCAAACCCAACUGUUCAUGCCGUGCCGAGAAGUGUACUCCUUGGACGUCGAGUCGGGUGUUUGGACUAGAUUGGUGGAUUUGCCUGAGAGUGAUGAUGCUGCUGAAAAGAUAUCAUGUCAUGGUUUCUUGUGGAAGCGUGCUAGCACUGAAUCAACAACCUGUGUGGUAGCCCGUGGUUCGCAGACCGUACAGUUGCUUCCCAACGGCCAAUGGGAGGCCCUUCCAAGCUUCCGCCAGGAGAAGAGCGAUUCUUGUGUGGCAUGCAUUGGUGAUGCCCUUGUUUCCUUUUCAAGUAACGGUCAUGAACUCGUGCACCUUGAAACAGGAUUGCAAUGCGAUCUGUCGCCACAACAUGAUGAAAACGAUGAUAUCGUGAUGGCAGAUGGUAUGAAGCUGGUGGAUACUAAAGAGCAGCCAUUCUUUGCGAGACUAGAGUGCCUCAACAAGAUUGUACCGGUCUAUUCAAAGAACCAAGGAAAUGUGUGAGCAAUGGAUCCACAUCAGUUUGGUGGUUUGGUCAAGUCGUGUUUAUACCCCGGCGCUUCUUGCCUGAAUCUUCUUGGGUUCUCUGUUCGAGUGGGUCUGUCCCUGGUUCGAAGCCUCUUCCACCUUGAUCAAUGCACGGAAGUAUGACCUAGUGCGGCAUCCAAAGAUCCGUUCGCAGCAGCAGUUGCUGGAGAAGUCUAUGUGUUUCUCACUCCGUAACUAGCGACACUUUCUAUUUUCACCUGCGAGUCGCAGGACAACUAUAACUACUAUCAUUCACUUUUAAAAC